AUGGCACCGCUGCUGCUUACGCUGCCCAAGGAGCUCUGGCAGAAUGUGGCCAUCGAGGUCGUUACCGCUGUAUUGCGCACCGAAGACGAAGCCAAUCAUCACUUGCCCUUUCCAGCAAGCCUUCUCCCCCCGCUCCAGAACCCCGGAACGUCUGGUUACGCGGGGUCUAUUGGUCGGGAUCCUAUUCCCCCUCUGCUGGCACGCUGGGACCCUAGCUUACCGGCUCUGGCUUGCACCAGCCGAGACGGAAGGCUCAGCCGGCAGACCCAACACUGCUCACUGCGACACCCGCCACACAUUCGAUCAUCCAUUCUUGCGCUGUUGGCUAUCUGCCGCGUACUCCGCGGCCAUCUCAUUGGCCUUCAGCCCUUCUGGGCUAAAAUCGCGCUAUUGUUUCCCCCAUUCCUGCCAGACUCCCUGAACUGGGCUGGGAGUGGUUUGGAACACCCCUUCCGACUGGAAACAUCAUACGGAUUGUGCUCCUGCGUACUCCCGAUGCUCCUAACACGCGUCACGCGCGCUACACAUAUACGCAUCGCCUUACCCCGCGCACCAUUCGGCGAACAAUAUCCUUGCGAUCAGAUUUUUGAUUUGCUGCGCAACUCUUCUAGCCGACGCUUACGGCAUUUAGAGCUGCGCCAUGAUUCGCCGCAUGCCACUCCCAGUACUUCACCACAUACACCGCAGAGUCUCGAGCUUCCGUUUCUACAGUCAUAUAUCGGGGUGAACAUUUUGCGCAUAGCCCACGGAGAGAGCUUACGGAGACUGAACAUCGCGUCCGAAUGUGACGAUGUCGCCUUGCCAGUCGAUUUUUUCCUGGGAGCACUAGGCCAAUGUCCACGCCUAGAGGAGCUGAGCGUCCAAACGGCACUACGUGAUGCUGUUGAAGACGUCGAUGCACAGUCACCCUUGAUUUCUCUCCUCUAUCUGAGGUACUUCCUGCUAUGCGAUUAUCUUGAACGCUGGCGUCUUAUUCGGUCAAGAAUAGACAUCCCUGAUGAUGCCUCUAUUCACGCGGACAUUGUGCUGGACCACCUGUCUCAACGUCUUGGCCGCUUUAAGGACUUUGCUGCAGCAGCAGCUCGGUACUGUCUGCCCGCCCAAAUGUCAUGCAGAGUGGUGCUGGUUGAAUAUCAUCAAGUCAGAAAGGAACGCUCUGGCUAUGAUCACGUUGUACCUCAGUUCGUGAGCUUUGUCUUCGCAGACACAGAAGACGCCGUGUGGGCAGAAAGGGAUCCUUCCCGGUGGACCGCGCGGGACAGCCUUACACUGCGCUUUCAAGGAGAAGCACUUGGGAGGAGGUACCCUGCGGAGGAAUGGGAAAAUGCUGGUCGCGCCCGGGAUCCUCCGCAGACGAAUGCGCUCUUCCACGAGCUGCUGUCUGGGAUCGAGUACGCCUUGCAGCUUCGUGACCAGCCACAUCUAAAUUUCGAGGUCACCAAAACGUUCAUCGAGAAAGCUGGAGGUCGAGCGAGACAUAUUUCCAGCUGCAGAGAAAUCGCGGAAACGUUCCCAAAUCUUCGCUCAUUAGUCAUUUACGGAGUCACCGGCGACUCUUUCCACAUCGUCUCCGACCUGAUCUCGGAGUUGGCUUUCGCGCGCAGUCCCUGGUACAAUCUAAAGCAAGUCCGACUACCCGACUGGGAGUGGGGUGCAAGCCUAUGGGAAGCAUGGAACGCCCGCAUCCGGAGGAAUGUUACGAGGGAGGGAAAAGAGGAUAUCGAAUGGUUGGCAUCUUAG
This is a messenger RNA of Peniophora sp. CBMAI 1063, 1740 nucleotides long. The record is from the annotation of a GenBank genome assembly. NCBI's taxonomy places the organism in Eukaryota, Fungi, Basidiomycota, Agaricomycetes, Russulales, Peniophoraceae.